AUGCCUUCCUACGUUGUUACCGGCGCCAGCCGUGGCCUUGGAUUCGAGUUCAUCCGCCAGCUCGCCGCAGACCCAGCCAACACCGUCAUCGGCCUCGUCCGCGACAAAGCCGCCGCAGAAGCGAAGGCCCGAGCCCAGGGCCUCGCAUCGGUGCACUUCGUCGAAGCGCAGUAUACCGACCUUGCUUCGCUAAAGGCAGCGGCGGAAACCGUCAAGACCAUCACGGGCGGAACACUGAACUACCUCAUCAACAACGCGGCCUAUGUCUCGGAGGUUAGCGAGUGGAAGACUCUCGGCGAUUUCCACGACAAUUUCUCCACCCUAGAGUCCGACAUCCUCACCUCGAUAUCGAUCAACACCCUCGGCGUAAUAAAAACAAUCGAGGCCUUCCUCCCCCUCCUCCAAGCCGUCACAGACGGCCCCAAAAAAGCCAUCGCCAUCACAAGCGGCAUGUCCGACCUCGACCUAAUCAACAGCGCCGGAAUCGCCGUCGCUGCUCCCUACGCUAUCAGCAAGGGCGCCCUGAACGUCGCGAUCGCAAAGUACAACGCUCUGUACAAGGGCGAGGGAAUCCUCUUCAUGGGCGUGUGCCCGGGGUAUGUUUCGACGGAGCGGAUUACGCAGGAGGUCGCGGAGGAAGAUAAGGCUGCGAUGGCUGCUAUGGGCGCGGGCUUUGCGAAGUUUGCGCCGCACUUUAAGGGGACGAUUUUGCCGCGUGAGUCUGUUGCCGGUGUGCUUGGGCUUGUGCACAAGGCGUCUGUUGAGAAUGGGGACGGGGGUGCGUUUGUGUCGAGGUUUGGGAAUAAGACGUGGUUUUAG
Aspergillus mulundensis is the source of this 819-nucleotide messenger RNA. RefSeq lists its product as uncharacterized. Gene Ontology annotation, molecular function: oxidoreductase activity, acting on the CH-OH group of donors, NAD or NADP as acceptor. The transcript has 4 exons. Lineage: Eukaryota; Fungi; Ascomycota; Eurotiomycetes; Eurotiales; Aspergillaceae. The record is from RefSeq and is a predicted model, not a curated record. The coding region runs from base 1 to 819 and encodes 272 amino acids.